Molecule: messenger RNA, 447 nt
Organism: Aphanomyces astaci
Lineage: Eukaryota; Oomycota; Saprolegniomycetes; Saprolegniales; Verrucalvaceae
Exons: 2
Coding region: 1-447 (148 amino acids)
Source: RefSeq, a predicted model, not a curated record
AUGUGGCAGGAAUGUGAACUCGUGAAGAAGGCUUACAUCGCAGCGCGUGAUCGGAAACCGUGGGAGCAAUGGGUGGAGAACUUUGUCUCGUUCGUGCCAGGUCAGACGGAGGCUGAGCGGUCGUGGAAUUACAGCCUACGCCGGUUUUGGGAGAAGCACGGCGAGGUCCAUGCUUCGUCCAACGAUCCCAAACACAAACAAGAGAAGGCCAAGAACGAGUGGGUAAGGCUGGUGUCUGAGCUGCAUAAGUUCGCCGGGACGUCGGUGUUCCACUUUCUGUUUCACAAUGUCCACCCGUAUUGGGCCGAGAUCACGCAAGAGCCGUACAGUCUGGCGUCGAUGCAGACCAGCCUGGGUGAAGAGGAGACCGUACGAUACAUCGAGACGCAUGGGACGAGCCGAUGGCCCGACAUCGUCGCGUUUUCGGGAGGCAUGCGUCUACAGUAG